AUUUGUCAAGUGGCCCUCCUAAAUUCAUUUGUCGUCUCAGUCAACUUGGGUCAAGGAGUGCUUCCAGUCAUACCAAGUGCAAAGAUGAGUUUACUGCUGAUUUGGGCUCUUACCUUUACGGUCAUUUCGGCUAGACCACAGUUCUUUCCGUCCGAAUCGGUCGUGGAAGAUGAAAUCGAAGGGAGGCAUUUUAUUCAUAAUCAUCGUCGUCAUCCUUACAAUCAAGGGCGGCCAUUCAUAGGACAACGUCCCUUUGGAGGUAACUUCGAUUCUUUUGGCGGUCCACCCAAUGGUGGCUUGUUCUCAUCCGGAGCUGGAAAUUUCGGACCAAACAUGGGCGGCGGUUCAGCGACUGGUGUUGGAAUGGCAAAUUCAGGAGGAUUAUUUGGUGGAUCUUCGGCGGCUGGCUUUGGAUCGGCAAGUGCAGGAAACGGUGGAGGUUCAGCGAUUGGUUUUGGAUCAGCUAAUGCAGGAAACGGUGGAGCACAAGCUACUGGAAUCGGAAUGGCCCAAGCACCACUUGGUGGCUUUGGGAUGGGUGUUGGCCUGGCAGUUGUUACACCAUUUGGAAACAUAGCACAAGGGCAAGGAUUUUCUAUGGGCUAAUAAAAACAUUACUAAGAUAAAAUAACCUGUGUGUUUUGAUACAAACCUUGAUGAGAAUUUUGAUUUAAUAAAUUACUGAAGCAACAA
Daphnia pulex (common water flea) is the source of this 693-nucleotide messenger RNA. Its product is annotated as glycine-rich cell wall structural protein 1-like. Bases 85 to 606 code for a protein of 173 amino acids. The transcript has 3 exons. The record is from RefSeq and is a predicted model, not a curated record. Lineage: Eukaryota; Metazoa; Arthropoda; Branchiopoda; Diplostraca; Daphniidae.